Messenger RNA from Diatraea saccharalis (sugarcane borer), 1941 nucleotides. The record is from the annotation of a GenBank genome assembly. NCBI's taxonomy places the organism in Eukaryota, Metazoa, Arthropoda, Insecta, Lepidoptera, Crambidae.
AGCGGAGAACUACAAGGGCCUUCUGUCUGCCAUAGAAAUAAUAAGUGUGAAAAAUGUCGCUCAUCUCCGCUCGUUUGGCCUCAUCGGUGGCCAGGCGUAUUCCAAAUGCCGCUUCACAGGUAUCGAAGGUCGCAGUGCCAGCGGUAGCGGUUGCCUCACGUAAAAUUCAUGUAUCAUGUAGCCAACGGGCAGCCGAGAUCUCCACUAUCCUCGAGGAGAGGAUCCUCGGGGCCGCGCCCAAGGCUGAUUUGGAAGAAACUGGCCGUGUGUUGAGCAUUGGUGAUGGUAUUGCUCGUGUCUAUGGCUUGAAGAACAUUCAGGCUGAGGAGAUGGUGGAAUUCUCCUCAGGCCUUAAGGGAAUGGCCCUCAAUUUGGAACCCGACAAUGUUGGUGUGGUAGUGUUUGGUAAUGACAAGCUGAUUAAGGAGGGCGACAUCGUCAAACGUACUGGUGCUAUUGUAGACGUGCCUGUAGGGGAACAGCUGUUGGGUCGGGUUGUAGACGCUCUGGGUAACGCCAUCGACGGCAAAGGCCCCAUUGACACUAAGUCCCGUAUGAGAGUUGGUAUCAAGGCCCCUGGUAUCAUUCCUCGUGUGUCUGUGCGUGAGCCUAUGCAGACUGGAAUCAAGGCUGUGGACUCCCUGGUGCCCAUCGGUCGUGGUCAGCGUGAGUUGAUCAUUGGUGACCGUCAGACUGGCAAAACUGCCCUGGCCAUCGACACUAUCAUCAACCAGCAACGUUUCAACAAGGGUGAUGAUGAAAAGAAGAAGUUGUACUGCAUUUACGUCGCCAUCGGCCAGAAGAGAUCUACCGUCGCGCAGAUCGUAAAGAGGUUGACUGAUGCUGGUGCCAUCAACUACACCAUCAUUGUGUCCGCUACCGCUUCGGACGCGGCGCCUCUGCAAUACCUCGCGCCAUACUCUGGCUGCGCUAUGGGAGAAUUCUUCAGAGAUAACGGCAAACACGCCCUCAUCAUCUAUGACGAUUUGUCCAAGCAGGCUGUGGCCUACCGUCAGAUGUCUCUGUUGCUGCGUCGUCCUCCCGGUCGUGAGGCCUACCCUGGUGAUGUAUUCUACCUCCACUCUCGUCUGCUCGAGCGCGCCGCUAAGAUGUCCGACAAAAUGGGCGGUGGCUCCCUAACAGCUCUGCCUGUCAUCGAGACCCAAGCCGGUGACGUGUCCGCAUACAUUCCCACCAACGUGAUCUCCAUCACUGACGGUCAGAUCUUCUUGGAGACUGAGCUCUUCUACAAGGGUAUCCGGCCAGCGAUCAACGUAGGUCUGUCUGUGUCCCGUGUAGGAUCCGCUGCCCAGACCAAGGCUAUGAAGCAGGUGGCCGGUUCCAUGAAACUGGAAUUGGCCCAAUACCGUGAGGUAGCCGCCUUUGCCCAGUUCGGUUCAGAUUUGGACGCCGCCACACAACAGCUGUUGAACCGCGGUAUGCGUCUCACUGAGCUGCUCAAACAGGGACAAUAUGUGCCCAUGGCCAUUGAGGAACAGGUCGCCAUUAUCUACUGCGGAGUACGUGGUCACCUCGACAAACUGGACCCCACCAAGAUCACUGCUUUCGAAAAGGAAUUCACCCAACACAUCAAGACCAGUCACCAGGGUCUCCUCACCACCAUCGCUAAAGACGGCCAGAUCUCCCCAGAGUCUGACGCCGCCCUCAAGAAGAUUGUCACUGACUUCCUCGCGACCUUCACACAGCAGUGAAUGGUCUAAUAUAGACAGAAACUCAGUCUUGACAUGAGACUUUACCCAACGGUACAGUCUCAUGCCAACACUACAGUAAAACAAUAAGUCGCUAUCUAACGGAGACAUCAUUCAACUGAGCAAUGUGUCCGUUAGUGGUUUAAGCGUAGUUAUCAUUCGUAUGGACUGUAUUGAAUGUUGAUACAAUCAUGGAACGUAUUUAUCUGGAACGCAGGAGUGGUUAUAUAUA